AAGAUAACGAAGUUCCUCGCCAGUUGGGGUUAAGAUUCAGUUGUGUUAAAAUGUUAUUUUACAUAUUAGUGACUCUUUUCGUGUUGUUUACUAAAAAUAAUGCGGAACCUUCAACAACUGUAGAUGAAAUCGAGCUGCCUGGUUCAAAAUCAACAGUUAAAAUCUUCGAGGAUGUUUCUCCUUGGGAUGACAGUGAUAGAAGAAUCAGCAAAUAUCCAAAACGUCGAGCAUCAACAGACAGACAGGAUACUACAUUCAGCGAUCCUUCCACUGAAGAAAAUUUCAACCAGUACGCAUUAGAGAAAUUCCUGGACACCUACGCUGAGAAAUUUAGAAGAAAACAUUACCCAAGCAACAUGAACACCAAGUACGAAGACAACGAACAAUCAACAGACAAAAAUGAAGCAUCUUCAAGUGACAAAGACGAGGAAUUGAAAAAAUGGAAUUUGAUGCGUAUCCGAGAACAUAAACAUCCAUAUGAAGAUAAAAGUGGAUGGGUGAGUCUGGAACCUGUGCCUUGGUCACUUUCGAAAAUAUCGAAAUGGCAUAGUGAGAAAAAGCCAGUCAAAAAACCAGAGAUGUCGUACGACGCCAUAGAAAAACCAUGGGAAGCAGAUUUGGUGACGAGUGAAUACAACGAUGUACCUUCUAAACCAACUUGGUACCAGAAACCAAGACCCUAUAAGAUCAAACCAGCUUCACAAUACAAACCAGUGCAAACCAACAAUUAUAAUGAGGAUGAGGAAAUCGAGCAGGAUAACUAUUACCAGAUGAACAGACCGACCAUAGUAGUCCAACAACCGGAAUAUUCAGAAGCAGAUUCUUCUUACGAUCACAAAGUUCAGAUUCAUUACAACAUGGAUCCAGGAUAUGAGGGACAUAAACAUUUCAUUAAAAGACCGAGCCAUCAUACUCACAGAUACGACACUAAAACUCACAAAAACUGCCAUCAUGAUCAUUCAUCUGAAGAAAUAAUAACCGAUGAUCAACCUUCGAAUUUUCCAAAUAGAAGGAAAUCUUCAGAAAUACCAGAAAACCAUCCUUUUACAGGAAAUGGAGAUUGGAUACUCCUCUCUACCACGAAAGGCUAUAAAAGCCCUAAGACUCGCCAGAGAUCUCUUCAGAUAACUUCGAGCCCAAUGCAAACUGAGUCCACAAGAAAAAGUAUUCAGAUUAUUCCCAACUCUAUAGCAACCACACAGAAGGACAUGAAUGUUAAACAAGGUGUUCAAUUCUCCACGGGCUUGGAUGACAGAGAACCUGAUUCAGUUGGUUUCAAGAAAGGGGUUCAACUAACUGUUCUACCUCCUCUAAAAAGUUCCAAGGUCAAUAUGACCACAUCCCAUGGAGGUUUACUUCAAGUGGAAUCAACCUUUGAGACCGUCGAACAAGCACAGCAGAGACACGCUAGAAAAGUUAAGGGUAACUUCAGAAAGAAACCACUGAGAACUACAGUUGGAAAAAAAGUUAUAAGAAGACCUGCUGUACAAAAACUAAAUGUUGCCUUGCCGGUCACCACUUUGAACGAUCGCAUGGGAAGACCUGAUAUAUCUGCAGUUUUAGCAGCUGCUGGUGCUGGUAUGAUACCAGCCACGAUGGCCAUGCUUGUUCCAAUGGCAAUGGGUGGGAAACGAAGACGGAGAGAUACAAGACAUCAAUAUAGAACAUUCUUAUCGUAGUUCAAUUAGAUUUCUCGAAUUUAGGUUUAUUUAUUAAGUUAAUCUGUUUGGAUUCACUUGAGAUGCGUCUUGAUUCUAGGUGACUGUUUUGAUCAGGUCUGUUUAAUUCGUGUCAAUUUUUUGUUAUUAUAUCAGUAGGUGUGAAAAAUAAUGAGCAUCAGAGCAUAACUCAUGUUGACGAAAUUAUAUCUGUGAUAUAUUCUAUAUUUUUUAUUGGUGGUAAUUAAUUUUACUGUACUCAUCAGUAGAUAAUUGAAUAAGUACAACAUAUAGGUACCUUGAUGAUGAAUAUCUAAAAUAAAAUAUAAUUAUUUUUAUUCAGAAUUCA
Harmonia axyridis is the source of this 2007-nucleotide messenger RNA. RefSeq lists its product as uncharacterized. The record is from RefSeq and is a predicted model, not a curated record. The coding region runs from base 51 to 1679 and encodes 542 amino acids. The transcript has a single exon. NCBI's taxonomy places the organism in Eukaryota, Metazoa, Arthropoda, Insecta, Coleoptera, Coccinellidae.